Molecule: messenger RNA, 549 nt
Organism: Ochlerotatus camptorhynchus
Lineage: Eukaryota; Metazoa; Arthropoda; Insecta; Diptera; Culicidae
Exons: 1
Coding region: 7-549 (180 amino acids)
Source: RefSeq, a predicted model, not a curated record
CUGAGUAUGCUAUCACGUCGAAAAAAGAAAAAUAAACAGCUCGAAGACAUGUUUGACAAGGGUAAAAGUGAUUCGGAUUCGUACGAGGAGUUUGAAUAUCUUCGCAACGAAGUCCGCGAGGGAAAAACUUCCACUCCGGUUGGUACCAGCAGCAGUGGCAGCUUCAGUCCCAGCUCGAUUGGGAGCCCAUGUCCCGGAAGUGUCGUGGGAGUUGCAAUGAAGAUUAUUGGCGAGGGCAGCGCUGCUGGUGGUGGUGUAAGUUCAAGUGUAACGUAUAGCAAGUGUGAAAAGUUAAACAAUGGAAAACAGCAGCACCAACAAUCGGUGGUAACAAUGGGAACCAAAGUGGGAGUAAGCAACGGUACCUUUGCUUCCGGGGGUAGUCUGCGAAGCCACUGUUCGGAGAAGCUGAAAUUGAGCUCGGAGAAUGGCAAACAAGCACCGGCGAUGGAUGAUGAUCCGGACGAGAUCGACGGCUACUGCCCGGUGGAGGUGUUGAAAAGUGAAGUGAAUGGAGAACAGAAAACCGAUAUGAGCAUUAUAAGGUAG